Messenger RNA from Xyrichtys novacula (pearly razorfish), 1250 nucleotides. Lineage: Eukaryota; Metazoa; Chordata; Actinopteri; Labriformes; Labridae. The record is from the annotation of a GenBank genome assembly.
AUGGAAAUGUGCGAGCGGAAUUCUUUAAAUCCGGGCUAUGUUGGUUCUCUGCUGAAUUUCGCUCCUCCUGAGUCGUUGUAUUUCUCCAACCUGCGGGGUAAUGGAGCCCACUUACCCGGCCUGCAUCAGCUCCCUUACAAUAGGAGAGAGGUGUGCACGCUCCCGUGGACUUCACCAAGUUCGUGCGCGUCUGGAUCACCAGCACCACCACCACAACCACUACCGACACCAGCACAGAGCCGCGCCUUUGGGGGCUACUGUCCGCCUUUUCUCUCCAACUCUGUGUCUAUAAAUUCAAACUCCAGCAGCGGGCACGUAAAGGCGCAUUUGGAGGAAUCAGCUCGAUGCUUUCAGAGCGCAAACCACAAGACGGAGGAGGCAGGAAGGCAGGGUGACGUUUACGCAGGAGAGCACGGGGCCGCCACUGAGCGCGGGUUCUCAGACCUGGAGAGCCGGACUCAGCUCGAUCCGGACUCUGCAGGUUCACUGAACAGGCUCAAACAGGAGCAGAAUCAUGGCCAGCCAUCAUCCAGUCACACGUGCAGCAGGACGACAUUUGCAGAAGGUAAGGCAGCUUGUAUGAUGAAACUCUGUGGUCCCCAGCUCACUGUGCGUAUUUUAUUAGACCUAUAAUGACACAAAAGAGACUGUAAGAAGACCUUUGUUGUUUUUUUAAUCCGCGUUAUUUUACACUGAGUCCUCUGUGGUCUCCUGUCAAAUCUUAUGAAGGGACAGAAAAUAUCAUUUUGGGGUAAUAAGGAGAUUUUAUGGUAAAACUGAGCUCGUGUGACUCUCUGAGACUAUUUUAUAGUUGUUUUAUAUCUCCUGUGGCAACUUUGUUAUUUUAAUACCUCCAUAAUAUCCUCACACAGGCCACUGUGUCAGAGGCUCAUUGUAAGGCUAGUCCUGUUUCCCUCAGUGUACAGUAGGCCUAGGGUGGACUUAUUACUGUGUUAUAAAACAAUAUUUAAUGAGAGGAGCGAGGAGUGUAAACCUUGUCUGUGCUUCCAGGUGCCCCGUGGUGUUCUUCUCAAGUGAAACCCAGAAAGAAGAGGAAGCCCUACACCAAGCCGCAGCUGGCUGAACUUGAGAAUGAAUUUCUGAUGAACGAGUUCAUCAACAGACAGAAACGCAAAGAGCUGUCGGACAGACUGGACCUGAGCGACCAGCAGGUGAAAAUCUGGUUUCAGAACCGGAGGAUGAAGAAGAAACGGCUGAUGAUGCGCGAGCACGUUUUCUCUGCGUACUGA